Molecule: messenger RNA, 2076 nt
Organism: Plenodomus lingam JN3
Lineage: Eukaryota; Fungi; Ascomycota; Dothideomycetes; Pleosporales; Leptosphaeriaceae
Biological process (GO): L-serine biosynthetic process; dephosphorylation
Cellular component (GO): cytoplasm
Molecular function (GO): magnesium ion binding; L-phosphoserine phosphatase activity
Source: RefSeq, a predicted model, not a curated record
AUGAAUCCAAUCAACCCGGCCAGCGAUUCAGGAGGAAGCUGGGAUGAGGCAGCCAUUUCUGCUAAGCUAAAAGGUCCCAAAGUCAUUGGUAUCUACGGAAUCCCCGGAUCGGGCAAGACAACUCUUCUGGCGGAACUAAGCAAAGUUCUAUAUGCUGAGCGCUACUCCUUUUAUGAAGGAUCGGAGAUAAUCGCUCAGCAGAUCCCUGGCGGUCUAGCAGCAUUUCAGAAGCUGGAUGACGAAAGAAAAAGAGACUUAAGACAGCUCGCUAUCAAGAAAGUCUACAAUGACUGCGUCGAGAGCCGAAAGACGGCGAUUGUCACGGGUCACUUCAUGUUUUGGACGGAGAACGACUCUCUCGGAAAUGUCGUCUGUACCGAAAGCGACAUGGCGACAUACACGCACAUCGUGUACUUGAAUGUUCCUCCAGAGAUCAUCGAAAAACGCUGCAGCAAGGAUGCUAGGAGGCAGAGGAAAUUAUCUUCGGUCAAUCACCUAUCAAAGUGGCAGCAAGCUGAGCUGGAUAGGCUCUCACCUUUGUGCCACAAGCACGGUAUCUUCCUCUCGGUCGUUUCUAUCGAUCAGAUCUUGCAAGGAAAGGUCCAGGAAUUGAUACACGAUUUCGAUAACUACGACGAAGAGUAUAACGAUGACCACACAAUGGACGAGCUAGAUGAGGUUGUCUUUCACCACCUCGGCCAAGCGGAGACGGUCAUGGUCAUCGACGGUGACAGAACGAUUACGUCUCAGGAUACAGGCAAAAUGUUCUGGGAAAUCGUUCCUGCCCACGGUCCACAUUGUAAACAAGGCGCAAGUCCACUGAAGGAGCUAUUUGGUGGCCCUCUAGGCUAUUCAUAUACUGCUUUUCGGCAAGCCACGCUCCUACACGAAGAAGUAGCUGACGAUGAGACGUACGAGAAUGUGUGUCAGCAGGUAGCCUCGGCUACAAUCAUACACUCAGAAUUCUUAUCAUUGCUACAACUUGUGAAAGAUCUACCCAGGGUCGGAGCCAUCAUCGUUAGCUGUGGUCAUCGACGCAUCUGGGAGAUUGUGCUUGAGAAAGCAAACCUGCAGGAAACGGUGGCGGUAAUGGCUGGAGGACGUAUCGUCGAUAAAUUGGUAGUUACGGCGGCAACCAAAGCUAAGAUCGUUACCGAGCUACAAAGAAAGCACCAUAAGAGGGUUUGGGCCUUUGGAGAUAGUCCGCUCGAUAUGAAAAUGCUGCAGGCCGCGGACCACGCUGUUGUCGUGGUCACUGAGGAAGGCACAAGGAGCAAGUCCAUGGAAGCCGCACUCGCCAACGCAAUAGAAAAUGAAGCCCUUUGUGCGCUUCAGGUCGUGCUACCGAGUUCGGCUCCACCAAGGCUUGAUACUAGAAGGUUACCACUGGUCGAUAUAACCAAACUUGACUUUGUCAACGCUCUACUAGCUCGCACGGAACAGCCAACCGAACUUGCGAUAUCAACAGCGGCACAAACAGCCUCGAAGCUCCUGGCUACACCAAUGCGCGAUGCAGCUGUCCAGGGUCCCAGUCUGCGGAAAGCCCACCAAAGAACCGGCUGGUACCUUGCGCAUGAACUCGUCUCCCGCAUCAUUGGCUUGCAACCUUGUCCCAUUUCACACGUACUCGGCCGUCCGACCAGCGGCUUUCAGCUCGCAAACGAACAUCAAACAACAAUUGUAUCCCUGAUGCGUGGCGGUGAUCCCAUGGCAUUGGGUGUCAACGAAGCCUUCCCACGUGCCAGUUACGUGCACGUCAAAGUCCCAGAAGACCUGCAAUCUCAUCAUCUCGACGGCCAAGCGCAGGUCAUUCUCGUGGAUUCGGUGGUGAAUACAGGGAAGUCUGUGAUAGAGUGUAUUGGAGCUAUACGGUCUCAUCGCCCUGAGAUACGAAUCGUUAUCGUUGCGGGCGUUGUGCAAGCGCAGUGUUUGCAUAGAGAUAGUAUCAUGUAUAAAGCGCUCUCUGCGGAUAGACGCGUGGAUAUCGUUGCACUUCGGGUUUCUGAAACCAAGUUUACUGGAAGUGGUACAACUGAUACGGGUAAUCGGCUGUUUAAUACUACCCAUCUGGCUUAG